CUCUCUGUGUCUGCAAGCGGCUGCAGCUCGCUCAGGGUCUCAUUUGACGAGCACAGGUGGAGGGUUGCAGCGAUUUUCCUCAAAACAGCAAGUGAAAUCCAGACGCAAUGCAGAGGACAGUUUCUUUCGGUCUUCAGGCAGAUGAGAAGGCGGUCGAUGGCGGUCUGCUGCCUGAUGCCAAUGGGAAAGAGCCAAACCCGGGCGGUCAGACGGAGGGCUCCAAGUGGCAGAGACCACGGCUCUCGCGUAAAUCUCUGAUGAAAUGCUGCCUUGUGAAGUGGAUAAUUGCCAGCACCACACAGCAGGGCCCAGAUGACAGCAGUGACAGUGACCUUGAACUCUCCAUGGUGCGUCACCAACCUGAAGGCCUCGAACAGCUCCAAGCCCAGACGCAGUUCACCAGGAAGGAGCUCCAGUCGCUUUACAGAGGCUUCAAAAAUGAGUGUCCCAGUGGGCUAGUGGAUGAAGAAACAUUCAAGAGUAUUUACUCACAGUUCUUCCCUCAAGGAGAUGCAACCACAUAUGCACAUUUCUUGUUUAAUGCUUUUGACAUGGACAGAAAUGGCUCUAUCCGGUUUGAGGACUUUGUUCUAGGACUGUCUGUGUUACUUAGAGGCUCUGUUACAGAGAAACUCCGUUGGGCAUUUAAUCUAUAUGAUAUCAACAAGGACGGCUACAUUACAAAAGAGGAAAUGCUGGCUAUCAUGACCUCCAUUUAUGACAUGAUGGGCAGGUAUACUUUACCCAGCGUACGAGACGAUUCCCCCUGUGAACAUGUGGAGAAAUUCUUCCAGAAAAUGGACCGUAACAAGGAUGGAGUGGUGACAAUAGAGGAAUUCAUAGAAACUUGCCAAAAGGAUGAAAAUAUUAUGGCUUCCAUGCAGCUCUUUGAGAAUGUCAUCUAGUUUCUGUAGAGAAAACUGGACCAGUAAUGCCGCAUAGAGCGUCCCGCUACAAGCUUCUGGGCCUGAAUAAUUUCAUUUAUUGUGAAAAAGCAAAACUGGACGACACUUUUUUAAUGCAAACUGGUGGACACUAUGGUUUUUACAGUCAAGCUGUUCCAUGUAAAGAAAUGUACAGCAUUCACCAAAUCACCUGAAGAAGAAAUGUUUCUUUGCAUGAUAUUUUGAUUUUUGCACAUGAAAGAAACGACAAAUGAGCCAGAUGAGCAUGAGUGUUUGCCUGACAUUAAAGUGCAUGUAAUGCAAACCACCUCAAGCACAAACAAUGGGUUUUAUUGUAUUUUUUUUUUUGUGCCACUUUGAAACAUGUGCAAAUGAGAAAUCUUUGUUACUGUAUUAAACUGUAAAGUGUGCAAACAUGAAGCCCAGGCAUUGUUGUGCUUACCAUAAUCUAGUUGAAAUAAAUAUUUGCUCUCACGUACUCAUAAUCCUGCUAAAUCCCUUCUUUUUAUGUUGGAAAAAAAAAGG
Molecule: messenger RNA, 1430 nt
Organism: Archocentrus centrarchus (flier cichlid)
Lineage: Eukaryota; Metazoa; Chordata; Actinopteri; Cichliformes; Cichlidae
Product: calsenilin-like
Exons: 10
Coding region: 108-905 (265 amino acids)
Biological process (GO): regulation of potassium ion transmembrane transport; negative regulation of transcription by RNA polymerase II
Cellular component (GO): nucleus; voltage-gated potassium channel complex
Molecular function (GO): DNA-binding transcription repressor activity, RNA polymerase II-specific; RNA polymerase II cis-regulatory region sequence-specific DNA binding; potassium channel regulator activity
Source: RefSeq, a predicted model, not a curated record